Molecule: messenger RNA, 2334 nt
Organism: Trematosphaeria pertusa
Lineage: Eukaryota; Fungi; Ascomycota; Dothideomycetes; Pleosporales; Trematosphaeriaceae
Exons: 2
Coding region: 266-2215 (649 amino acids)
Source: RefSeq, a predicted model, not a curated record
UACGCCUAUUUGAGUCGCCGCAUGCCCGGUUCAAUGCAGUUCAUGCGGAUAAGUGCUAUGCGCCAACGAGCCACAUCCGGCCACAGAAGCGAAUGCCUGCGCCGCAACAUCCCACUUAUAGCACGGUAGCUCACUGUUCCGAAGAUCCUCAUGGCCGGUCCUGCAGGAUACCUCUGAACAUCUUCGUUCCUUUCGUCACUUACGCUCGUUUCUAUUCAUGGUCGUUCUUCUCGUUAUCCGUUGAUCGGGUGCGAGUUCUUUUUUAAUGGUCCGCCAGUUGACCUUUCUUGGAAAUGGCGUCAAGAGGCAAGGAACAGGGUGCGAUGGCCGGUCACCGAGGUACAACCACUGGAUGCGGUACAACACCUUCUAUGGCCUGUUGAUUACGACGACUCUGGCCACUCUUCUCCUGGCGGCGGACCGAUUCGAAUGGCGCGCCACAGGGGUCGUCUUUCGAGUGGCAAACAGAUUCCCAGGUUCAGUGGCGUUUAUCGUCCAGCUAUUUGCGGCAUUCUUCGGCGUUAUUCACGUUGCGAUAAUCUGCAAGUUGAUCAACUAUGCCCUGCGACUGCGCUUGGCCAAAGCAAGCGUCUCGCUGGACGUUUUACGAACCUGGAUGGACAUGAGUAUUCCGCGCGUCGACUGGGAUCUGCCGCUCCGCUUCUUCUUUCCGGUGCUAUUCACGGUCUUGCUCAGUCUAGUCCCCGCAGCGUUAUGGGCCGGUUCUAUAACGCCGUUAAUAGACAGGACAACAGGUACGGGCACGCUACUUCUACCGAGUUAUGAAGAUGUAUCAAUGAUUAGGGAGUACCCCAUGGAGAUUGGGAACGCUGGACCAUCCCUCCGGAAUCAGAAAGGCCUAUUUACGUACUCAGUUGGGCAGCAGCUCAUAGGCCCUCUCCUUUCCGUUGCGGCUUCAGCGUCCUCUGUUGGUGCCGACCCUAUUGUACACCCUAAAAUCGACAACACCCAGUUUAGCUAUCAAGGGAGAUCAUAUGGCGUCGGCGCUCCCGCUGGUUUGACGGAUCUUUUGAUAUCGUCUAACAACCUGGCGGCUGGAUAUAGGUAUCAAGAGGAGGGUUACCUUGCAAACGUUUCCUGUAUCUACAACGCAACCUCCAAUUUUACCCUCUCCGGACCGGUCAAUGAAUGGAUCUUUGCCGCCUCCGGCAGCCUGCCAGACAGCGUUGGCGGGCCCGAAUACUCCAACUACAUCGGGCACGAUGGUAGAGCAAUCGUCGCCAUGGGCGUAGCCUUCAGUCAACGCUCGCCGCGCCGCUACAUCGCCAUAACCGCCGGCGAAGCCUACGGCUUCCUCAACGGCACGCAAUGCGAGAUCGACUUUACCCCCACACUCUUCAACGUAACAGUCGACCUCUCCAACCUCAACAUCACCGUCCGUCCCGCUCAAACCAUCCCGGACUUCAACCCCCAGCGCAAUCUGACCCGCACCGUGGUUCGCCAAUUCGAGCUGAUAUCAAACGAUAUGACUAAUUUGUACGUGUCACUUCUCGGUGAAGCGCUGAAUUCCAGCAUCGCAGCGUACAACAUGUCGCGCGCGUCCGUCUCCCGAAACCCUUUCACAGAGCAGGAAGCCACGCUCGCAGGCCUCAAAAACUCCAUCAUCGCAAUGGCAGAUGACAUGCUGGUGGCCUACGCCUCGGCCCAGCUCAUGGUGGGACGCAUGUUCACGCCGCAAACAGCAAAAAUCUACGUCUACGCGCUGCAAUUCGGGCAAUCACCUUACAUCUACGCCAUUUUCUCGCUCAACUUGCUCAUCAUCCUCGCCGUGGUCGGCGAAGCUGUACGCACACGCGGCUGGUCCUCGCUCGGGCGAUUCAACUACCUCGAUCCGCGUGAUCUUAUCAUAGCAGCUUCGCGAGGUGGAAGGGAGCUCGCGGACGCGGCGGACGAUAUGGUGCAGUCGGAUGUGAAGAAGAUCCCGAAGCAUGUUUGGUUGCUUAGUGAUCCGGAUGAGGGGAAUGGAAGGUUGGUGGUAAGGCUGAGGGGCAGGGAGGAUGGGCAUGCGGCGAUCGAGGUAGUGGGUGCUGGUGGAACAGGUGUGGGUGGAGGGGAGUUGGAGAAGGGGGAGAAGUGGGAUGGGGAUGAUGUGGAUGUGGAGAAGGAGAUGGCGAGGAGGGAGUGGGAAGGCAAAAAAGGGAGCGAACAGGGCGUGAAAAAGAGACGGAUGGGGAUUUUUGGGUCGACGGGAUAAGUGGGAGGCGGUCGGCUUAGGGUUCCCGGGAGACCGGACAAGAGCCUAGGGGGUUGGUUGAAGUGGUGUGUUAAGGACGUGCUUUGAGGAAGGUUGAGGGUAAUGACUGGGAUGAGGGU